Molecule: messenger RNA, 4202 nt
Organism: Saccostrea cuccullata (small rock oyster)
Lineage: Eukaryota; Metazoa; Mollusca; Bivalvia; Ostreida; Ostreidae
Exons: 14
Coding region: 125-4042 (1305 amino acids)
Source: RefSeq, a predicted model, not a curated record
CAGCCUUGCCAAGAACAGUUCUAUUGCAUGAAUCCAAAUUUCUGUUGGUGCCAGUUAUUUCAAGAUCUAGACUGUUGUGAACGGACGGAUUAUUUAUAUGAUGGAGGAUAUAACGUGAAGUGAAAUGGGAAACGCAGAGAGUGUGGAUGACGGGGGGUAUGGGAACCAGAUAUCCCCCGGGGUCAGUCGACAGAGCACCCAGAUCAAUGUUCUGCCGGUGGAGGAAGGGAUGGAGAUGCGGAACUUCCGGGACAACCGCCCAAUGUCGCCCUCCGUCAGUCGUCAGACGUUCGCUGACAGAGCCUGGAAUGAUCGGAACGGUGGGGACCCUCCCCCCGCCGACAUGGCUAAUGGAGCGACGCCUAAAAGAAAGGCGCAUAAUCCUCCAGGGAUCAACACAAAGAAAGUUAAAGAAAAACUGGAGAAAGUUAUGGACUAUAUGAAAGCCAAACGUUCUAACACGGAUAUAUCUGUUCCCGCGUCUGCUAGAGACGUAGCGUACGAACUGGACGAGACGGUAGAUCCGGGGGAGUACGUCAGAGACAGUACAAAUAAUAUCGUCAAAAAGUCCCAGCAGCUAUUCCCAGAUGAGAAAUAUAAUGUAAGUCAGAGAGAGAGAGAGAGAGAGAGAGAGAGAAUAAUAUCAUCAAAAAGUCCCAGCAGCUAUUCCCAGAGGAGAAAUAUAAUACGAGCUGAUCGCCAACCAGGAGAUCAGAAUGAUCGCAUCUGCUCCUGCCACUUUAAGGAUGGUAAGAAGGAGGGGGACCCUGCAUAUUUUGCAUGGAAUGAAGGAAAGGCCAUGGAUUUCUCUGAUCCUGAAUGUACAAAAAGGAGGAAAAAACUCAAAAGUGAGGAGUCCCUGUCAUCUUCACAGAUGGACCAGUUGCAGAUUCCACAAGCACCAAAAUGUCAAGAUCAAGAAAAAUUGAUAUCAGAGCACAACUACUCAGUAUCCUGCACAUUUAACUGUACUCAAGAAAUGCAGCGCCUCUCAACAGAAAUACAACUGGAAAAGGAAUUGCUUGCCCUAAAAAUAGAGUCUAGGUCUCUGCCAAAAUCUUUUGAGGAUUUUUCCUCUGCUAGAGCAUCCAUGGAUGCAAUUGAAACAAUCCAGGACAUCCCAACACAUAUGGAUAAUCAGGCCAUGGCCUACACCGGGCACAUUGCUCGUAGAGCAAUGCUCAGCUAUAGCGACGGUGAGCAACAGAAAAUGCUGCUUCUUCACCGCCAAAUUGAGUUUACGAGUAAAAGUAUGAAUAGAGAGGUUCCUGCGAUACAGUUCGCCACUAUGAAAUUCCACCGGAAGUGCGAGUUUUCCCAUACUCACUUUGUCUACACACGUGACGAGUCGCUUCUUCCUGACAUGCCGCCACCCCACCCCCCGUACACCCGGAAGUCCGAAAUCUUCGAACCAAGGCAGUACAAGAAAGUGGACAAGAGAGCCUUGAAGGUUCCUAAAACUUUCCUGAACAAGUUGCUCUGUGAACUGGUUGGUCACCUGACCGACAACUACAGAAGUGACAUCGCCAAACUUCGAGCACUCUACGUUUGGCUGACUUCUCAAAAUCUCCGGAAACUUAAGCUUCCGCUCAAACCAGCUCGAGAAGGACACGUUUGGCAUUACCUGGAAAAAAUUAAGAAAAAGAAAGGAAACUACGCACAACUUUUCAGUCAUCUUUGCAAUUUGGCUGGUCUCCCUUGCGUUGUAAUACAUGGUUACCUAAAAGGUAGUACAUACGAGAUAGGACAGACUCUGAACAAGGAAUCUCACUAUGGCGAGUGGAAUGCUGUUCUGGUGGACAACAACUGGCGUCUCAUUAACGCGUAUUGGGGUGCAUGCGCAAUAGAGGGCGACAGUGAUAGUGACAUGACUACCUAUCGUCUAGAUGAGAACUUCUUCAUGCCUGACCCUGAUCAACUCGCAUAUACACAUUUUCCAGAGGAACAAAAAUGGCAGUUGAUGGAACCCUCCAUGUCCAUGUUUAGCUUCGAAAGACGUGCAUUCUUGAAGGAACGAUUCUUUGAAUUGGACAUGCGAGUUUUAUCACACCCAGAUUGUGAAUUUAAAGUACACAAUGGGGAAGAUGAAAUCCUGUUUGGAAUGAACGGAGAAAGAGCACCACAUCUUAACUUCAUAUGUUUGAUUUACCUGAAAGAAGAAAAAGACUAUCGUCUUCUUUACGAUGAUGAGAACCGGUAUCAACACGAUUUUCUGUACAAACCAAAUGAGGAUUCUUUAUCAGUAAGAAUACGUUUUCCUAAGCGAGGUACAUAUCGUGUUGAAAUAGUUGGCAAAGACACAACUAUACAGGAUGAGAACUACGAGUACGACUGGAUUGCUAUUUAUAAAGCUACCGUUGUCACAGGACCAAAGAAAUACGCAGCCUUCCCCAAAGCUGCAGAUGUUGGCUGGGGAAAUAGCCCGCUUUUACAAGGGCUGGGGCUUACCUCAGCAAACUUUGAACAAAACAGAGCCGUAGUUACUGCAGAGGAAGGAAUGUGCACAAUUGCCUUUGAUAUCAACACACCAGAGGCGGAGGAUUUAUCACUAUCUUAUAAGAUGAUAAGCGUCAAUUCUGGACUUGAAGAUGUGGCGAUGGAAUCUGAUGCAUUUGUCAAGGAGGAUGGAAAGUUCCAAUGUUAUAUUAACAUACCACCGGGUGACGAAGGUGCGUUCUGUUUGUUUGCACAAGUGGACGACCCGGAAUAUGGCUCUAUUGAAAAGAACAUUUGCAAUUACCUCAUCUUAUCAACUCCACUGAAAGAACUUGAUCAACAGGAGAAGAAGGAGGUAAAGGUGGUGGAAGAUGUGCUCGACGAUGCUAUUCAUUUUAAGCAACUUGAAAUGCUUGAACGUGCGGUUGAUUUGGUUGAAACAAAGAGAGUUGGUCGUCAUAUGUAUAUGAAAUUGGAGGAAGCGAAGGAAAACAUAGAACGUCUGAAAAACAUCUCCAAAAUGAUGCACAAGGUUUUGGCUUUGGAUCAGAGGACCAUUGCUGAAAUCCGCUGUUACUCCAACCCAUCUCCUGAGAUUCAUGCUGUGAUGAAGGCAACACUGUUGCUAUUGGGACAUUUCGAAGAAGAAACACGGGAUUGGAAAAACGUCCAAGCUAUUCUCGGUAAAACAGGCCGUGCAUCACUGAAGAGGAAGAUCAAUAUGUUUGAUAUUAAUCACUGUAAGUUAGACAUAGCUCUUGGAGCCCAGAAACUUCUUGGUGACAUGAAGCUGGGAGAUAUAGUGAAUCAAAGCUGUGGAGCAGCAACGUUCUAUGAGUGGGUUCAUUUUACCGCUGAGGAAGUUUCUCAUAGAAGGCGAGAUGAAAUGAUGCAAGCUGUACCUAUAGUGACGCUAGCAGCCACACGUUUGAAAGCAAAAACCAAAAAUUUGGAUAAAGUGCGGGAAGCGGCAAAUUCUGAUCUUGAAAAUGCAGUUUAUCUCAAACGAGACACAAUUUCCCAAGAACCCCAUGGGUACCAGAAUAGCUUUGCCACCAAUAUGCCAGUAUUUAAAGAGGUUAACGAAGAACAGCCAGAGGAACCAGACCUUCCAAGUCCUUUUAGUAAAACUCUAAAGAAUCUGAAGAAGAAAACUGAUCCCAAACCAGAAGUAGAAAAUGUAGGAGCAGUUGGUGGAGAGGACUAUGUGAUGAUAUCGGACGAAACAGACAUUUCAAAACAAAAAGUUGAGGCUGUUGUUGAACCUCCAAAAAAUAACACAUCCAAAUUACCCGGAAAGGGACCAAACAAACCAGUCAACACAAAACCAGCAGGGAAUGUUAAAAGUGGUCAGGAAUCCAAUACAAACGCACCCCAGAAAGCCACACCUACAAAUAAGGGUACAAAUUCAUCAUCUCUUCCACCUCCAAAAUAUGACCGUUUGGUGGAAGAAGUAGGGGGACUGGAUAAACCUCACCCCGCGUUUGCUAAGGAAAUGGAGAAGCUUCCCGAUUCCAGACCUCCUGAACCCCCUGAUGAAGACUCUCUUCUUCCUGGAGGUGAAGAAGAUGACACGUACAUGAAAAUGUGGCUAGCAAGGAGCUAAAAGGCUUGAUGGAGGAGUCAUGACAACAGAAAUCAUUGAAGAAAUGAAGAAAAGAUUCACAGACGAUGUUGUCAACACCACCAUUGCUCGAACCCGGGCUUCUAGAUUGUCUUACACACGACAGAGAACUUCGUUGUAUAAUGAACUCUGAUUUAUUUCU